AUGCAAAAUACUCCUAUCAGAUCUCCAUCACCUAAAACAAUAGAUGAAGAACAUCAUGCAUUACUGCCUCAACAUACUAUCGAUCCUCAUAUUGAAAUUGGAGAUAAAUAUACUUUCUUAGAUGAUGAUGAUUUUUCAAAUGAUGAUGAGGAAGAUUCAGAAGAAGAAGAAGAAGGGGAUGAUGAGAAUGACAACAUAGUGAAGGACACGAUUGAUGACGUAACGAAUGAUGAUGAUGACCAAGAAGAUGAUGAAGAUGAUGAGGAUGAAGAAGAAUUUGAACAAGUACAAAAUUUUGAACCUGAAAUAGAUGAAUCGGUAGAACAACCUAUAAGUAGGAAACUCACCCGAGAAGAUGCAGAACUGAUUGUUGGAGGUGAAUCAAUUGAACAAGUUUAUCAAGAAAAUAAAUUAGAAAAUGAAAAACAUAUAAAACAUCCAAAAGCUGAUCCAAAUAAACCAACAGAAGAUCAAGAUAUAAAAGUUGGAGAUAAUUCAUUUGAUGCAUAUAAAAUGAAAAAUUAUAAUCCUUCACAAAAAGUGUUUUCAUUUAGUUUACCAUUUGGAGGUUUAGAAAGUAUUCGAAAUGAUUUAAGUAAAAAAUUACAAAAUUUUAAAAUUGAUGUACCAUUUGUAAAUAAUAAUCAUGAAGAAGAAAAUAAUAGAAAAAGUUUUCAAAGAGAUAUUGAAUUACGAUUAGAAAGACAACAAAGUAUAAGUACUGUUGAUGAAGCUAAUUAUUUUAAAAAUUUUAAAGGUACAGAUGCUGGUAGAUUAAGAGCUGUAAAACAUACUAUUUCAUCAAAUUUAGGUGAAAUUAUACCUCAUAAAAAAAAAUCAGAAAAUGAUUACGAACUGAUUUAUGAUAGAAUUGAUGGAAAUAUUGUUAUAAUGGGUGGUUAUAGAGGUUCAAUAUUAAGAGAUACAAAAACUAAAAAAAGGGUUUGGAUUCCAUUAAAAGCAGGAUUUCAUUUAAAAAAAAUCGAUCUUUUAUUAGGUCCAAAUAAAGAAGAUGAAUUAAAUGCGGAAGAAAAAUUAUAUCCUGAUGGAGUUUUAAAAAAUGUUGGACCAAUAGAUAUAUGUAAAAAAUUAAUUAAAAAAUUGGAUUCAAAUCCAAAAGUUAAUAUAAAAGAAUUUGGUUAUGAUUGGAGAUUAGGUGGUGAUUAUGUGACAAAUAAAUUAGAAAAAUUUUUAACCCAAAUUUAUGAAGAAACUGGUAAACCAACUUUAGUUAUAGCUCAUUCAAUGGGUGGAAUUAUGGCUCAUGGAACAAUGCAAAAAAAUCCAAAAUUAUUUAGAUCAAUUAUUUAUGUAGGUUCACCAAGUGAAUGUUUAAAUAUUUUAGGUCCUAUAAGAUUUGGAGAUUCUGUUAUAUUAUCUGAUAAAAUUUUAACUUUUGAAACUAAUUUUAUGAUGAGAUCAAGUUUUUUAUUUUUACCUUUAAGUGGUGAAACUUUUUAUAAUAAAACUACAAAAGAAAAUUAUAAAAUUGAUUUUUUUAAUCCUGAUAGUUGGGUUGAAUAUAAUUUAAAUCCAUUGGUUUCUGAGAAGCGGAAACAAGCAGCUGAAUUACAACAACAAAAGAAGAAGAUAUCUUCACAAUCCACUUCCGGUUCAGUUUCCUCCCUAACGAAUGGAUCAAUAGAUCAUAAUAUUUUUAAAAAAUCAACAUCACCAUCUUCUUCAAUUUCAUUAAAUUCAUCUUCAACUUUCCCAAGUAUAAAUUCAAUAAGUUCAACUUUUUCAAAACUUUAUAGAUCAUCAUCAUUAAAAAAAAAUUCUAAAUCAAAUGGUACCAAUUUAUCAUCAUCUUCUUCAACAACAAUGAAUAAUCCAUCAUCUUCACCACCUACAACAAGUCCAUUAACAUCAACAAAACAAACUACAGAACCCGAAAAUCAAGCAAUACCAGAACAAGAACAUUUUUCAUUUUCAUUUGCUGAUUCAUAUCGUUAUUUAUCAGAAACUUUAGAAUCAACAAAAAAAUUUGUAAAAUCAUUAGAAUUUGAUCCAAAUAAACAAACAGAAUAUCCACCAAUGGCAAUAGUAUAUGGUAAUACAAUCCCAAGUGUAAGAGGAUCAGUAGUUACUUCAAGACAAGAUAUAAAAGAUGGAAAUUAUUAUGAAUUUUUUUAUGGUCAUGGAGAUGGUGUAAUUCAUCAAAAAUGGUUAAUGCCUGAAAAAAAAGGGUUUAGAUAUUAUGAUAAAUCUACUGGACAAGGAGAAAUUGUUGGUAAAUUUUCAAGUUCUUGUGCUCAUGUUAAUUUAUUAACUGAUUUUGAUGCAAUUGGUAAAGGUUUAAAUGCAGUUUUUGAAGCUGAAAAAUUUUGGGAAAAGAAAAAAAUGAUUCAAAAAUUAGCUAUGAAAAAAGUGCAACAGGAAGGAGAAGAAGAAGAAAAUAUUGUAAAGAAUAAUAAUGUUGAAGUUAGAAAUGAAGGGUUAGGGGUUGGUGCAUAG
Lodderomyces pseudojiufengensis is the source of this 2457-nucleotide messenger RNA. RefSeq lists its product as uncharacterized. The transcript has a single exon. The coding region runs from base 1 to 2457 and encodes 818 amino acids. NCBI's taxonomy places the organism in Eukaryota, Fungi, Ascomycota, Pichiomycetes, Serinales, Debaryomycetaceae. The record is from RefSeq and is a predicted model, not a curated record. Gene Ontology annotation, biological process: lipid metabolic process. Gene Ontology annotation, molecular function: triacylglycerol lipase activity.